AUGCCUUUGUUCGACGUAGCCAGCAACGUCCAGCAGACCGAGACAGCGGCGAGAAAGCGCAGUCACGCCGAGUUCGCUGAUGCCACUGUCCACCUCCCCACUGACGAAAGCCUCACGUUGGAGAAUCUGGGACUGCCUAAGGAUUUCAUAACAUCCGCCUCGAUGGCAGGCCUACCCACACGCCAAACAUCUCCGAUUCCUAUCAUCACUAUGCCCGCCCAAUCGCCGCCAUCGAGCAGCAGCCCUGCUGCUAUGACCGAAGCGGGAUCUAGCACACCCGACAAGAACUCCUUUUCCCCGAAUCCUACAUCUUCAAAGUCGUCUGGUCUUCAGAAGUCACCUAGCCCUAACCAACAACACCCCACGGCACCCGCUGUGCAACCAUCAAGUACAACCACGAUGUCCGCAUCAACUACCAACCAGAUUCAGGCGGGUGUUAAACGAAGGCAUAAAGCUGUGAAGACCGCCGCCGAGAAAGCGCAAGAGGAGCAAGAGCGCGCAGAGAAGCGGCGAAAAAAGGCCGAGGUUGAUGCAGAGAGAGAAGCUGCGAAAGCCGAGAAAGAAGCUGCCAGGCUCGAGAGAGAAGCUGCGAAACGUGAGAGAGACGCUGCCAAGGCCGCAGAGAAAGCGAAAGCCGAUGCGGAGAAGGAGAAAAAAGCGAAGCAGCAGCCCAGUCUGCGAGCCUUCUUCAUAAAACCCAAGCAAGUGGAUGUUGGUCCAACGACGCCUGUGAAGCAAACAAGUGGCAAUACUGCCAAAGACCGUACGACAGAUGAUGUUGCGAAUGCGAGCCCGGAUCUCGCCAAGAAAGACCGCAAGACGAACAUGUCAGAGUACGAGCGCAGAUUCAAGCCAUUCUACGUCAAACAGGACGUGACUAUGGCUGGGCCGUCGUCAUUUUCUAUGGACGAAGAGACGAAGCAGGCAAAGUCCGACAUACUGGAUAAGUAUAUCUGUGGAGAGCGUGGCGAGGUUUCCGUCACACCAUUUGAACCUGUGAACGCCUUCCAACUGAAUGGUCUGCAUACCAGGCGGGGGAUCCUUCAUUUCAGUGUUGCAAAGAUCAUGUCCGAGAUGUACGGCGAUCCCGUUGACAACCGGCUUGGUGUCCCGCCCAUUAGAACGGAGUCGCAAAUGGUUCGGUACAAUAGCGUGCAAGAGCAACUCGAUGCGAUUCCGAUAAAAAUACUGUCCUUCUAUGAGGACGUACGCCCGCCGUACGUUGGCACUGUCACAUCCAAUAUGGACUGUACCCUCCACAAGCUCGCGCGUCGACCGACUGGCCGCGUCUUAAAACUCAACUACGACUACGAUUCUGAGGCCGAGUGGGAGGAAGAAGAGGGCGAGGAUCUUGAUGAUUGUGAGGAAGAAGAUGACGACAACGAGGUUGACGAGGAAAUGGCAGAUUUUCUGGAUGAUGCCGAUGAUGCAGCCACUGCCCGGCCGGGCUUUCUGCGCGAAAGUUCACCAAAGAGCACUGGUAUUUGUUUUGAAAAUGCGAAGCGGCUUGGGCCCCAGCCCGCUGCUUACAAGUACCGCAUGGAGUUCCUUUUGGAACCUCUCCAAGAUCAUUCCAUGAUUGAUCCUUUUUCGACUGAGUACUGGCAACCGAAGCCUUCGGCCUCAAGGGCAGCUGCAGCGGCUGCUCUUCAGCAACCGCCCGCCCUUCCCACAUCUGCGCCUAUGGGACCUCCCGCAGCACCGAGUGACGCGUUUGCGAGGCUGGCCGCAUCAGCUGCCGGCUCUGCCUCCACUACGGACGUCAAGGACAUCGUCCCGAAACAAAUUCUUGACGAAUUUAAACGUGCUGUCAUUAGUGAUGACAUCAAUUUCCUCACCAAGGUGGGGAUUGUUGAUAUGCUGGCGAAGAGAUUUCCUCUGUGCACACGCGCGCAAGUCAAAAAUACCAUUGAGAAGAUCGCUGAACGAGUUCCUGUUCCCGGUGGACGAAAGUCGGACAAGCGCUGGGUGUUGCUCCCCGAAUUUGCUCUUUGA
This is a messenger RNA of Pseudomassariella vexata, 1995 nucleotides long. RefSeq names its product chromatin assembly factor 1 subunit A-domain-containing protein. Bases 1 to 1995 code for a protein of 664 amino acids. Gene Ontology annotation, cellular component: nucleus; CAF-1 complex. The transcript has 3 exons. The record is from RefSeq and is a predicted model, not a curated record. Lineage: Eukaryota; Fungi; Ascomycota; Sordariomycetes; Amphisphaeriales; Pseudomassariaceae. Gene Ontology annotation, biological process: nucleosome assembly.